AUGGCGGACAGCGAAAACGAUAACGAUGGGUUGAGCCUGUUCGAUAUCGUCUGGGAGGAUGUGCUGUACGUGAAGCUGUUUCCGUUGCUAUCGUUGAAGGAUCUGUUUAACCUACGGUGUUGCUCCCGUCUCGCCAAAACCUUCGUGGACAAUGGUUUUUGCCGACUGCGGGAGAUCAACCUGUCCGGGAAUAAUUCGCCCCAUCUCGACCUUGCUUUCGCAGUACUGGCCGAAAACUGUCGCAACGUUCGUGUGAUCAAUCUUGCACGAUGCAACUGGCUGCAGGACAGCAUUCUCUGCCCGUUGCUAAAAUACAACCACAAGCUGACCAAAAUCAAUCUUAGCCAAUGCCUCAACAUUACGCCUCGCUCGAUGCAACCGAUCAUUAUCGGUUGUAAGCAGCUCACCACAUUGAAGCUGUCUCAUUGCCACUGGCUAACGAUUGGGGCGAUGGAGGCUCUGACGCUGCAUCAUACCAAAAUCCAAGAACUGGACAUUUCACACUGUGCCGCACUAAAUGAACGGUGCAUCUCGGUGUUUCUGCUGAACUGUCGCAUGCUGAAAACGCUAUCGCUGUCCAACGUGCCCGCAGUGACGGAUAAUUUGCUGUUGGCCAUUGCCAAACAUUCGAAAUUCAUCAAAAACCUCAACCUAGUCGGUUGCUACCUGAUAACUGAUCGCGGAGUUCUGGCGAUUUCAAUCUGCUGCAAGGAGCUGGAAUCGCUCAUGGUACGCGAGUGUCCUCACGUGACGGAACGAAGCCUGGCAGUGUUACGAGGGCGCGUAUUCAUCGAUCGACCGCGCGUUUUUCAACCGGACAUGAACAUGGUUCCAAACAUGGGCUUCCCUAGGCUGUUUUUACAGGUUUAA
Messenger RNA from Anopheles marshallii, 870 nucleotides. RefSeq names its product F-box/LRR-repeat protein 15 (gene jet). NCBI's taxonomy places the organism in Eukaryota, Metazoa, Arthropoda, Insecta, Diptera, Culicidae. The coding region runs from base 1 to 870 and encodes 289 amino acids. Gene Ontology annotation, biological process: SCF-dependent proteasomal ubiquitin-dependent protein catabolic process. Gene Ontology annotation, cellular component: SCF ubiquitin ligase complex. The record is from RefSeq and is a predicted model, not a curated record. The transcript has 2 exons.